Macadamia integrifolia is the source of this 4238-nucleotide messenger RNA. Its product is annotated as snRNA-activating protein complex subunit 4. Bases 605 to 3856 code for a protein of 1083 amino acids. NCBI's taxonomy places the organism in Eukaryota, Viridiplantae, Streptophyta, Magnoliopsida, Proteales, Proteaceae. The record is from RefSeq and is a predicted model, not a curated record. The transcript is spliced from 12 exons.
ACACUUAAAAUCCUUUCAGUUUCCAGUCCUAACCAUACCUUAACCUCCACCGCCGACCAAGCAGUCCAGCGGUGUCUGUGCCAUCCCCCCGCCGAACCCUAACGUGUUACGACACGGCUUCCCUGAGAUCCUCUGCUUGCGAUUGCCACGCACAACCCUUUACCGCCUUACGGCCAUAUUGUGUUAAUACGCAUACAACGCGUGUAUUAUAUGUAUACGCGAUACUGGAAAAAAAAAAAGCGAUUUUUUAAUCCCUAAACCCCUCCAAGAUCGAAAAUCCAAACCGAAGAACUCUCAGGUUUUCUCUGGUUUGGGAACCCUAUCCCCCUGCCUCCUCCUCCUUCUCCGUCACCGUUCCUAAUCGAUUGUAGCGGCGGUCGGCGAGGCUUCAUCUAAGGGUAUUGAGCCCCCUGCAGGGCCUGCCCCUUCCUCUUCUCUUCUCAAUUCCUAUGCGAUUGCAGUGGCGGAUAGCGAGUCUUUAUUUAAGGCUACAGCCCCUGCUUCUUUCCUCUUCUUCGUCUCCAUUCUCGUGCGACUGCUUUUGGAUUUAGAGCACACAAAAGCAAGCACAGAGGCACCAGAAGUGCUUCCCCAGACUCUUCAAAUGGAGAUGGGCCGUGCUUUGGGUGAAGGUGACGGUGAUGAAAGCCUCUCUGGUAGUGACAAAGAUGAAUCAUUGGACGAAGACAUGGAAGCCCUCAAAAGGGCCUGUAUGUUGACAGGAACAAAUCCCAACGAGAUCGAAGAAGUCUCUGCUGCGCAUGCAGCUGCCUCCGAUUCUGAAGGCAACGACAGUGGAACUGAUGAUGUUGAAGUGUUUAGGAGCCUACAACAGCGGUUCUCGGCUCCAUUGGAAGAUGGAAAGCCUCUUGUUUUGAAACCUCUGAGCACUCGACCACCACUUUCUGGUUCGGAUGAUGAAGAAGAUUUUGAAACGCUUCGUGCGAUCGAGAGGCGCUUUGCCAAGUAUAACAUCGAUGCUCUGAAGAAGAUGGAGUCGACCAAUGUACAUAAUCCUAACACCACAUCAGAGCAGGAGACACACAAUAUUUUGUUGGCGAAUGAUACUACUGGUGAGGCUUUAGACAAUGAGUUUCGAGAUUAUGAAGAUGCUUGUAGUGCCUAUGAGCAUUUGGGAUCUGUUGGUGAUGGAGAUCUCAGGAGUCAGCCAUUGGGUUCCAUUGAGUCACAUCGACCGGUUGCUCCUGUGUUAUCUUCCAUAACACCAAAAUAUUCUUCCUUCCCUGCAUCUGGAGAGGUAUUUAUUGACGCCAUUAAGAAAAACAGGUCAUGUCAGAGAUUUAUUAGGAGCAAGCUGAUAGAGAUUGAGGCAAGGAUCGAGGAAAACAAAAAACUGUUGGAACGUAUGAAAGUUCUCAAGGACUUUCAGUCUUCAUGCAAAAGAAGAGCAGGGCGAGCUUUGUCACAGAAGAAGGAUGUUCGUCUCCAGUUAAUUUCAGUUCCAAAGUUGAGGAACUCUCAAGAUAUAAAGGCUAAUUGUAAGAAGGUUUCUGCGUUGUCUUAUGGACCAGUUGAAAAUUCUCACGUUCAAUUCUAUAGAGCAGUGUUGACAACAUUGUUUCCGCUUUCCUUGCAUCGUCAACCAUGGUCCCAGGUGGAGAAGGAAAAUCUUGCCAAGGGAAUAAAACAACAAAUUCAAGAAAUGUUGUUUGAUAAAUCAUUGGUGCUCUAUAGUGGUUCGGAAGGAUCUUCUGCAGCUUCAGAUGCUGUUGAUAGCAUCAUCGCAUCGAUCACAGAUCUUGAAUUCUCCCCUGAAAUUUUAAGAUCAUUUUUUCCUAAGAUUGAUUGGCUGAGGUUGGCUUCCAUGCAUUUUAUGGGUCGUUCGGGUGCUGAAUGUGAAGCGAGGUGGUUGAACAUUGAAGAUCCUCUGAUCAAUCAGAAUGCAUGGACCAAAUGUGAGGAUAAGAAGCUUUUGCAUCUUCUCCAGGAAAAGGGGACUCCUUAUAACUGGAUUGACAUUGCAAGUAGAUUGGAGACUAACAGAACUCCAUUUCAGUGUUUAGCUCGUUAUCAAAGGAGCCUUAACAUUCACAUAAUGAAAAGGGACUGGACACCUGAGGAGGAUGCUCAACUUUGUGUAGCUGUAGAAGUUUUUGGUGAGGGUCAUUGGCAGUUAAUAGCUUCAAAUUUGGAAGGACGGACUGGUACUCAGUGCUCUAAUAGAUGGAGGAAAACGCUUCAUCCUUCUAGGAAAGUGGUGGGAAGGUGGACUGUGGAUGAAGACAAACGCUUGAAAGUUGCUGUGAUGCUUUUGGGGCCCAAAUCCUGGCCAAGAAUUGCAAAAUUUGUCCACGGACGAACUCAAGUUCAGUGUAGAGAAAGAUGGGUCAAUGCUCUAGAUCCAUCUUUGAAUCUAGGAGAAUGGACUGAAGACGAGGACAAUAAGUUGGAAGCAGCGAUCAAGGAACAUGGAUAUUGCUGGUCCAAGGUUGCAGCAGCUGUGCCUCCGCGGACUGAUAGUCAAUGUAGGAGGAGAUGGAAGGUUCUGUUUCCACAUGAAGUUCCUUUGCUCCAAGCGGCUCGGAAGAUACAAAAAGCUGCUCUUAUUUCCAAUUUUGUAGAUCGGGAGUCGGAACGACCUGAACUUGGUGCUGGUGACUUUCUUGCAUUACCAGGCACAGAUUCUAUUCCGGACUUAGAGAAUGGAAACAAUAAUGGCAAGGGAAGGAAAAGAUCAAGUGACACUCCAAAGAGUAGGGCCAAGAGAUCUAGAACUAAAGCUCAAAUUUAUCCUGAAGAGGCUUUAAGUCCGACAAACUGUGAUGAUGCUGAAACGGUUGGUAGUGAUGACACGUCCUCAAAGAAACAAAAAACACCCAGUUUACCUUUAAAGAUGAAGAAAUCUGUUAAAUCAGUGCAGAUUUCCAUUCCUGACUCGGAGAAUGGAAACAGUAAGGGCGAGGAAAAGGAAAGAUCAAGUGACAGUCCAAAGAGUAGGCCUAAGAGAUCUAGAACUAAAGCUCAAAUUUAUACUGAAGAGGCUUCAAGUUCGACAAGCUGUGAUGAUGAUGAAACAGUUGGUAGUUAUAUGUCCUCAAAAAAGAGAAAAACACCCGAGUUACCUUCGAAGAGGAAGAAAUCUGCUAAAUCAGUGCAGAUUUCCAUUCCUGACUCGGAGAAUGGAAACAGUAAGGGCAAGGAAAAGGAAAGAUCAAGUGACAGUCCAAAGAGUAUGCCCAAGAGAUCUAGGACUAAAGCUCAAAAAUAUACUGAAGAGGCUUCAAGUCCGACAAGCUGUGAUGAUGAUGAAACAAUUGGUAGUUAUAUGUCCUCAAUGAAGAGUAAAACACCUAAGUUACCUUCGAAGAGGAAGAAAUCUGAUAAAUCAGUGCUGGACCACCAAGAUCAUUCAUCCAUUUCUGGAGAUUCUUCUCGUCUAAAGGCAAUGAAUUGUGAAAUUGAGGCCAUAGGUGGGAAUGAUGCUACAAAGGAGAAAAAGACACUUAAAUCUUUUUCAAGGAGUAACGAACGUACCAAACCAGCUCGAGAUCACCAUUCUGUUUCGUUGUCUGCUGAAGACUUCAUGACUUUGACGAUAAGAAAUGCUGACGAUGCUGGGACUUCAGGUGUGGAUUAUGCUAAUUCGAAGGAGAAAAAUGCGGUCAAAGCAUGUCCAAAUAAGAGGAAAUACACCAAGCCUAUACAGGAUGGCCAUAAUCUUAGUGGAAGCAAUGCUGGGACUACUGGUAUGGAGGAUUACAAUCCAAAGAUAAAAAAUCCUACUACAGGUGAUGCGGGCAGGAUGUACCUUACAUACUUCCGCAAGAAGAAGAAGAACCAGGCCCAGCUCGAUAGGGGCCAAGUCCAGCCAGCUUGUAGGUUUAGUCCAUCCUAGUCAUGGGCUUAGCUUAGCUAUUAUUAUUAUUUUUUUUUGAUGAAAAACAACUUUAAGGAAAUAGCAUUCAACACCCCUAGUCACCGAGGCAGAGAUCUUGUAUAGCGGCGCCUUUACUAGUUAUUACUCUCAUCUAUGAGCAAUAGUCACCUCCUCCCUAGUCUUUUUAACAAAAUUUACAGAUUCAAACUAUUCCAUUAAGCCAUGUUAUUGUUGGUUGCAAGGAAAAUUUAAAGGGGACGGAUGUGAAAUUUUGAAGCUUAAAAAGAGUUACUCUUGUAAUUAUUAUCCGUGAUUGUAUAAAUUGUUUAAAUUUUUUUUAUGUAAUGAUACAUUUGGGUGAGUGGCGUUGCAAACUUGCCAACACCGCAUUUAAUUUGAA